Drosophila suzukii is the source of this 1307-nucleotide messenger RNA. NCBI's taxonomy places the organism in Eukaryota, Metazoa, Arthropoda, Insecta, Diptera, Drosophilidae. The record is from RefSeq and is a predicted model, not a curated record.
AAAUUGGUUUUUUUACAAACAUUUUGGCUUGGCGUCGGAUUAGUUUAAUACAAAAUAACAAUGGUUAAUCUAACAAUGAGUGUAUUAAAGGUAUUAAAACUAGUUCAUUAUCAUCAUACGGCAGGUGCAGAUAUUUAAAACAAAAAAUUUUUAACUGAAUAAGAUUCAAUAGCUUCAUCAAUGGUGAAAUCAACCGAAAAAAUCCCUACUUGCGAAUUGGCGCAGUGAAAAAUCUUGUUUGUUUGAGAGUUGGUGACCAUUAAUAUAGCAGGUAUCACCUCUAAUUUCAAAUCCUAAAAUUUUAAUUGCACUACCGGAGUUAAGGCAGCAAAUAUUGUCUUUUGUUUUUUGGGUAAUACCUGGUAAUUGCAAGUCUGGGGUUUCACAACUAAAAUCCUCGUCUUCAACUUCAAAAUUUAUGUUGUAUUCACUUUCUACCUUUGGUGGAUUUGCAGAAUUUCUAGACCGAGCUAAUUCCUCCUCCUUUGCGCCUUGCGGUUAGGGUUCUCUUCGACCCUUUGUCUACCUGCACUUCUUAAGUAAGUUCCUUACUGAAAAACAAUAUACACCUAAUACACUGUCCUUUGCUUACCUGCACCUGAUAUUAUUGAACUGUUUUAAUAAUCGUAACUAUUGAGAACGUUGCCGAUGGCUUUAUUUAUGAAUUAGAAAACACAAAAAUUAAUUGGAUUUCAUUUACAGAGCUACAAAAUGGAUCACACGUGCGAUCUAAUUGAUAAUACAACAGGGGAAACAACAGCGGAAUCCUUGAAAAGGAUGGAACAAAAAAUUGCCGAUAAGAUGACUGUUCACCUGGAACUCGUUGUCGAUCUUUCUACUGACGAACUCAGCACACAUCUGGUCGAAAUCGAAGCGCUGCUCAACUCUCGUCCAAUCGCGUCGCCUGGCAACGACCCCAACGAUGGAGAGGAACUGACUCCAGGCACCUUUCGAUCGACCAGACUCUUCUUACGCUGCCGCAAGAAUCCAGCACAGACGGGAUAUGCAGAAAGGCUAUAUAUCGGAUAUAUGAAGCGGUGGCGAAUACUGUCCUCACUCAAGCAGCAGUUUUGGCGAACCUGUUCCAAGGACUAUCUGGCCAGCCUGCAGCAGCGCAGCAAGUGGAGGACCGUGGGCACCGAUUUGGAAAUAGGCUGUUUGGUUCUCGUACACGAAGACAAUCUGCCUCCGCAACGGUGGUAGAGAGGACGCGUCGUGGCAACAUCACCCGGCGAAGAUAAACGAGUGAGGGUGGCCGAAAUAAAAACAAAAGGAGGCAUUAUAAAGCGAGCAAUUCACAACGAGAA